Messenger RNA from Phycodurus eques (leafy seadragon), 1005 nucleotides. RefSeq names its product progranulin-like. NCBI's taxonomy places the organism in Eukaryota, Metazoa, Chordata, Actinopteri, Syngnathiformes, Syngnathidae. The transcript has 5 exons. Gene Ontology annotation, cellular component: extracellular region. The record is from RefSeq and is a predicted model, not a curated record. Bases 300 to 902 code for a protein of 200 amino acids.
AUGUUUUACACCACUGUAAGCUGCAACGACAACAACAAACCUUGACUAACACUUGACCACUAAGGCCAAGGAGGUGGUUAGAUUUAAGCAACAUGGAAAUGAAGCUUUAAACCCAAAAGUCCAUUUUGUUGUGAAUUGCAUUCGGGGGCGGACGCUGACUGUAUUGUAAUCUGAAAGUCACAUGAAGUAGUGGGUGUGACAUUUUCAAGAUUCAUUGAGAAGUAGGAAGAUUCAACCUGACAUAAGCAGAAGUGUGCUAAAUCACAUUCAGGAAGCUGUUGGAGAACUGAUGAGAGAAAAUGUUGAGGCUCUGCGUGUGGCUCACAUUUGGGGCCUUUGUGUCCGGUAACAUCACAUGUCCUGACAAAACCGUUUGCUCUGACCACACAACCUGCUGUCCGACCGAGCAGGGCGACAGCUGCUGUGGUUACCCCAAUGCUGUGUGCUGCCCCGACUUGUCCCACUGCUGCCCUCGAGGGUUUCGUUGUAACAUGGCCUCCCACCAGUGUGAUAAACUCACUAAGUCACGGAUGGACUUUCCAUUUCUGCUAAAAAUAGCUGCUGGUGAACCUCUUGUCGCCCCACUUCGACCAAUGUCGCACCCCAAUAACAAGGAAAAGACGCAUGUACCAGCUGCAGUAGACACCAGUGGGAGCAAGCAGGAGUUUGGAGUCAUUCGCUGCAAUUCGAAGUUCUUCUGCCCACAAAGCACAUCUUGCUGCAAAGGAUUGUCAUCAGAAUCCUGGAAUUGCUGUCCUUACCCACUGGGCCAGUGUUGUGCGGAUGGUCAGCACUGCUGUAAAUAUGGAUACACAUGCAAUAUCUGCCCCUUAUCAUGUAGCAGACGAAACCUCAUGGGUCCAUCUGCAACAUGGAUACAAGAACAUGCUCAAAAUGGCUGAUGACACUUUGUUAUUACGGUUCUCAUUUACAGUGUACUUUUCAAUGAACAUACGUGAUAAAUUUUAAAAGAAUGAAAUACAAAUGUGAAAUGAGUCUUCUCCA